UUACUUUAUUGGAUGCUGAAAGGCGAAGCGCACUUUGCAGGACGACGCAGCUUUGAUGCUUAUGUCUAGGGAAAGCUUGGGCUACUUGCGGUCGCACUGACUGCGUGCUGGUACGACGUAUCGCAGAUACAGUUGCGAAUAUUCGUGGGUUUUUAUGCUGAUCGCACCGAGAAGCGUAAUUUCCUACCAACUUCUACGCUUGCCCAACGGCCCACAAUCGCUGCGCGCUGAGAGACCAUGACGGAUGAAGCAGCAAUCAUGGGAAAACUAGAGUGCCUCAAGGAAAUAAGGGCCCGCACUGUUCAGAUGGAAAAGCUCAAAUCAAGGCUUCGCAAUGAAAUAGAGUCGACAGAGAGCGAAGAACGGUGCCUCCAAGAAUACAGACAUGAAAUGGAACUCUUGCUUCAAGAGAAGAUGGCCCACGUUGAAGAGCUGAGGCAGAUUCAUGCUGACAUCAACGUGAUGGAGACGGUGAUCAAGCAGUCUGAGGAAGACAGGAACAAGCACCUGGACGGGGCCAAGCAGAUGCACCACGAGUACAAGCCGCUCAAGGAUCUGGUCGACAGGCUCCGGCUGGAGAUUGGCCUCUCCAAGCUGCCCGAGCUACACGAGGAGGAUCAAACAUUCAAGCCAGAGUUUUUCGAGAAGCAGAAGACCGAGUGGCACCAGAGCGACAUGACCGAAGCAGCCCUGCCCCCUUCCCUGGCCGCAGCGGUGCAGCAGAUGCAGCAGCCGGGGAGGAGCAAGGCUCUCGCCGAACGCCCGCAGCCCUCGGCCUUCCGCCAGCAGCCGCCGCCAAUGAAGGCGUGCCUGUCCUGUCACCAGCAGAUCCAUCGCAACGCACCCAUCUGCCCUCUGUGCAAGGCAAAGAGUCGUUCCAGGAAUCCCAAAAAGCCCAAGCGCAAGUUGGAAGAUUAAGUUCCUCGCGUGCACUUUCAUUUGGAGUCAUUGUGUGGGCCUAUUCUGCUCACUUUUCUUUCUUCUUUUUGCCCUCGAGGCCCUCCAUGUGCCAAGACAUAAAGCAGUGACUUGUGUACACAGCAUGAUGAAAAGGCAAAGGCAACAAUGUUGACCUUAUGCAGAACACAUUCUUGUAUGAUCUGUUGUUUUGUAAUUAAGAGUUCGACGGAACACUGUCUGGUCAGGUAAAAGCAUUAUUAAUACAACAGGUUGCUGUUGUACUAACACAACAGAUCCGAAACAUCAAGCUUUGUGUUUUUACUUUGAUCAGUGACCUGUUAACUAAUGAUCUGUUUUGUAUUUUAGCUUACCCAGUGAUUUUGCUUGCUGAUAAUUUUUUUUUUUUUUGCAAGUAAUGAUAUGGCGCAACAAACAGUUAAACUAGUUUAAUUUAAUAUGUACUGUUUGUAAGCAGCACACACACAUCCUGUUCUGUGUCUGUUCUGUAUGUUGUUGUCUUCAGCAUUUCAAUCAUCUUGCCUAGCUCCUGUACAAAAACAUCAUAUUGUCUGUGCAGUGCUUCGCACUUGUUAUCAUACAACUCGUUUUCGCUUUUUUUCCCCUGGUCAAGUUAUCUCGCUUUGUUGUCAUUUUGCCUGUUUUCAUCUGUCAUGAUUGCCAUCAUUACAUUUUUUUAAUCAGUGAUGCCAAGUUCUUGCUGAAAGCCAGCAUGCCCUCGUGUGUGUACAAAAAUAAAUGUAUUUAUUCGACUUGUGAAAGAGCAAGUUUACAUUCAUGUAGGGCAGUCCCAAACUCGCAUGCAGCAUCGUGUAGUAUAGGGUUACAGGUGGCUCGCAAUAAUUCAGAUUUGUAAUAGCUUAAAAUAUUGGUUAAUUCAGGAAAUCUCAAAGUUUGGUUGUCAGGGAAGGAUUUUGGUUAAUUCAAGCUUCUUUUUCUCAGGUGACAAAGGGCUUUGCAAGGUGUGGAAAGUAAAGCCGAAAGCGGCUGAUGAAAGGCAUUCAUAAGACACAAAUAGUAAAAACUAGGCAACGUUUGGUAUUCAGAGGCCCUAUUGUGUAACAAUCCAUUUAAUUUUCCGAUAAUUUUACUCUCAAUUAUUGGCCCAUAUGCUGCCAUUCUGCCAUUCUGAACAGAAUUGGCCACUUGGCACCGAGCUGGUCGCAUCAAAAGCAGCAGGUUGUAAACUUGUUCGAAACAUGUCAAAUGUUCGGGACAUCGGGAGGGCACUGCAUCUUGGGUUUACGUGCUAGAUCUGGUGUUUUGCGUUCUAAAACCACGAUAUGAUUGUGGGGACGCUGUACUGGGGGAGUCUGGAUUAAUUUUGACAACCUGAGGUUCUUGCAACAUGUACUUAAUGCAUGGUGCACGAGCGGUUUUGCAUGUCGAAAUGUGGCCGCCGCGACCUCAAGCUCGGCAGCACAUUAUGGCCACUGAGCCACUGUCGUGAGUGCUUGCCAAUUGAGUAGGUAGUUGACUUUACAGAUGAGAUUGUUGUCGUAUUCAAUUUUUUGAAGUGAAUUAAAAGAAUCAUAGAAAUAUUCAUGUUCACAGAGCAAAUUUGGCUGUACUGGUCCGCACACACUUGUAAGCCUAACUUAGAAAAGGGGAUGGGUGAAAAAGAAGACAAAAAAAAAAAGAAACCGCGAUAAUAAUUUAAAUUAAAAAAUUCUUUUCCUGCUAAAGGGUGAUUUGUGGUUAAUUCAUGCUCAAUUCUGCAUUUUUUGGAGAUGUAAGAACAUGGAUUUGUGUGCUAUUUCAACCAUACAUUGAAAUAAAAAAGAAAAGAUCCCACCAGCCAGGAUUCAGCCAGAGUCGUGUCAUGCGAGAGACAAGCAGUCUCCGUUGUGAAGCUAAUCCUACAGCUUGUAUGAGUGUUUGUACAGGCAUUACAAACAAAUUUGCAAGCUAGCUGCUUCGGCCAUGUAAUAGCCUGUGCUUACGCAACUGCGCUCGGUAAAUGUCAUUGUGACAUUACAUGGAGACGGCCGAGCAGAACAGCACUCCACUUUUGCCAAUGCCACGAUUGUAGUCAUGUCUUUCAGACAUUAAGGGAUCAGGAGUAAGCCAAGGCCCAAUGGAAGAAAUGUGAGAAAAGGUUUGCAAUAAGUUUGUGCAUCACUUCGUGAUUGGACAUCGUCAGAUGCCAAUGGAUUUUCAGUGUCUCGCAGAGCGUUGAGCCAACAUUUGAAACAAUUUAUGGGCUCCUUGAAAUUGCAUUACUACAAUGCUCAGUUGUGCGUUGCCAUGAGGGCACUGUUGCGCAAUAAUUAAGCUUUAAGGGGACAGUAGUGGCAAAAAUUAAGGGAAGCUCGAUUGGUAGAUUAGUGUCCAAAAAUGAAUAUGCUCUCAAUGGCAAGAGUAGAGCACGCAAUGUGAGCAACAAAACGUGAGAAAGUGUGUGACAUAGCCAUUUUGUGAAUGCGGAACAACCCCUCCAGAGGUACAGAGCUGUACAUGCUCAAAUGUAAACCGUCAGCAGUUAGCGCAGUUUAGCCUUAACAUUUCUUAUUCAUAGCAAAAAAGUGGCUUUGUUGUAUAAACCAGAUAUCAGUUAAUGAAACAUUAAUCUGUAGGCCUUUAUUUGGUGUUCAUGCUGCGGCGAGCAGAGUUUUGAUUUCCAAGUAGUCUUUAAUGCGAAACUUUUACCACCUGUACAUCAUUACCAUUAUGUGGAAGAAAAUUAGCAGGCAAUCACAUGUUGCUGACAAAACGUGUAAUGGAGGCAUUUCUAGACAUUGGCCUUAAAUUCGCAAGACAGACUCCAUUUUUGAAUGGGGCACAGCUGUUAGAAGGAAUAUUCACAUCAAAAACAUUUUAUAGGCAAUGAGGUAAAUGCAUGGAUGUUGCAAGUUCAUGAAAUGGAUGUUUGAUUUGAACACGCUGUGCUCUUGACUCUGUUGCACAUUAUAAAUGAACCCCAACGGGUUCAUUUACAACCUCCCGCCAUUGUAAGAUUUUAGCUAACCAGCAGUCACAUAACAAUUUGUGUGCUUCAUUUAGACUUCCACAGCAAAUAUCAGGAUACAGUCGAACACCUUUAUAAUGAAGUGCUUGGGGUCUCCGAAAUAAUUUGUUAUACAGGUCGCUUUGUUGUAAAGGUCGCGCACUGCACAGCAGCUUAAAAUAGAAUCGGGGCAUAAGUUUUAGUUGUAGAGGCGCUCAACAGUAGUUUUUCUCUGGAGAUUUUAUCAUAAUUAGUUCCCUCUAAUGGUCUGCAGCUUUCCAAUUGCAAAUGUUAGCCUAUCCUGCAUAAUUGAAUAGUUAUGCACUUGGCUAUUCAAUUGAUAAAGGUUUAAUAUAAGUGCAAAGCAAGUUCAGAUGGAAAUGGGUAACCUAUUGUUUGUACAGUUGCCUUUGCUGGACAGGAAUUUGUACACAUCUGCUGCAGUUCAAUGUACAAUGAAGUACAAUGGUGUGCUGCGAUUUUUUUUUAUGGCGCCAAAAGCUUUAUUUCGCUGAAGUGCGCCCUAAUCAUGUAACUGGCGUAGAAUGUCGUUUUGUAAAGUUCUGAAUUCAUACAAUUAGUUUAGGCUCAUAGUAGUAGUAGUUGUGUGUAACUGUUUUGUGCAGGUCAUCCUGUGAGCCUGCUCGCAGUCUUUCCCAUGCUAGGCACCAAAGAUUGUUUACAUUUUCAGUGACAUUUGAAAUGACUGCUUUAGCCGUCUGUCUAGCCAAUACUGUAGACACACUAGGAAUGUGAUUCGUGUCAGUCAUGUACUGCAUCAUUUAUAUUCUUCAAUUUGUACCUGGUCGAAGAAUGUGUUUCAUAACCGACUUGUAUCUCCACAAUUGUAACAACAGUGAGUAAAAAGUUGUACAUGUUUACAGCAAG
Molecule: messenger RNA, 4753 nt
Organism: Dermacentor silvarum
Lineage: Eukaryota; Metazoa; Arthropoda; Arachnida; Ixodida; Ixodidae
Product: zinc finger C4H2 domain-containing protein
Exons: 5
Coding region: 238-918 (226 amino acids)
Biological process (GO): positive regulation of neuron differentiation
Cellular component (GO): nucleus
Source: RefSeq, a predicted model, not a curated record